This is a messenger RNA of Stegostoma tigrinum, 1220 nucleotides long. Its product is annotated as C-signal-like. Lineage: Eukaryota; Metazoa; Chordata; Chondrichthyes; Orectolobiformes; Stegostomatidae. The coding region runs from base 113 to 865 and encodes 250 amino acids. The record is from RefSeq and is a predicted model, not a curated record. The transcript is spliced from 6 exons.
CGCUGUGACAGGCUCGGCUCGGCGUUCAAGGAGACAGGAGCCGGACGAUCCUUGAGCGUCCGCAGCCAUCGGAUCGUUUUGAGUCGGUGCCGAAGACCGCAGGGCAGGGGAAAUGCAGAGCUGGGCGCCGAGUUCGGUCCUGGUGACGGGCGCGAACCGCGGCUUGGGCCUCGAGCUGGUCCACCAGCUGGCGAGGGCUGAACGGCCUCCCCGCUACCUGCUGGCCGGCUGCAGGCAGCCCGAGAGCACCCGAGCACAGGAUCUCAUGAACCUGGCAAAGAGCUUCUCAAAUAUAAAAGUGCUUAAAUUGGAUGUUGAUGACUAUGGCAGCAUUCAAGAGUGUGCUGCACAGAUUGAGAAGAUAUUGGGAAACAAUGGUCUAAAUCUGCUCGUAAAUAAUGCUGGAGUCGGCCCUGGUGGAGCCCUUAAUGAAGUUACUCCCGAAUCAAUGAUGAACAGUUACAGAACCAAUGUUGUUGGACCAGUGAUGGUAACCAAGGUUUUGCUACCAUCUUUGCAACAAGCAGCUUGGCUGAAUGAUGAAUUUAAAGCAGCAGUUAUCAACAUGUCCUCCAUAUUGGCCUCCAUAGAGCUAUUUGAUAAUAAAAUUGGAAUUACAUAUGCUUACCGAGCCAGUAAGACUGCAUUGAAUAUGGUUACCAAGUGCUUGGCUAACGAACUAAAACCUCAUGGAAUUAUCUGUGCUUCAAUGCACCCUGGCUGGGUCCAAACAGAGAUGGGUGGUGAAAAGGCACCAUUAACUAAAGAAGUAAGUGUUCGUGGAACUCUCCAAGUACUGUCGACGCUUUCAGCCAAAGAUAGUGGAUCGUUUCUAGACUGGAAAGGCCAGCACUUACCUUGGUGAAGAACAGCUUACUAUGCAAUGAGAUAUUAAUUUCACUGUUCAAAUGAAUAAAGGCUACAGCAUAUAACUUCAGUAGUUACUAAUGUUCAACAAUACUGAAAUGCUUUUGAAAAUUACUGUUUUUGAUAUUUACAUAAUUUUUCACAAUGAUGGCUUAAUAAAAUUAUUGCAAAAUUUUUAUUUUAAGUCAGAAUCAUACAGCAUGGGACCUUUGGCCCAUCAAGUACCACUAAGUCUACUCUAGUUUCACUUUUCAGCAUUCAGCUUGAAUGUUAUGACAUUUAAUCACAUUAAUAAUUUGUGCAUAUCUGCUUUCUAACAUUUUAAUUCAAUUAAAUACUGAAGGAUCUCCUGA